AUGAGACCAAUGCAGGAGAACAUCAAGGUGCUUUACUUUGCAAACAAAUGUCUGGAGCCAUAUGUAGAGAUCAUCACAGGGAAGGAUUCAAUAAAGCCUCGAAGGAGCGUGUGCAGGUCAGAGGAGGGUAAACGCUCUGAGGACGAGGAGCCUGAGGACAUACUUCCUGUUCUCCGAAAUCACAGCCAGCUCCUCAACGACCAACACAUCGAGAGUCUGGCCAAUCACAUACCAGUGAGGACACAGGGGUAUCCAUGGAACCUGGUCUACAGCACAGCCAUUCAUGGCACCAGCCUGAAGACUCUGUACAGGCAAAUGGCCCACAUCGACAGUCCUGUGCUUCUGGUCAUCAAAGACAUGGAAAAAAAGGUGUUUGGUGCCUUCUCCUCCCAUCCCUUCAGAGUGAGUGACUGUUGCUAUGGAACAGGAGAGACUUUUGUCUACAGCUUCGACCCUGCAUUCAAGGCCUACAGGUGGAGUGGUGAGAACUCGUACUUCAUCAGGGGCCAUAUGGACUCUCUACAGAUUGGUGGAGGAGGGGGGCUUUUUAGCCUGUGGCUGGAUGCUGAUCUGUACUACGGUGCCAGCUUCCCAUGUCACACCUUCAACAACCAGCCCCUGUCCACCCAGCAAGACUUCACAGUGCAGGACCUGGAGGUCUGGACUGUCCAGUAA
This is a messenger RNA of Salvelinus namaycush (lake trout), 675 nucleotides long. RefSeq names its product nuclear receptor coactivator 7-like. The record is from RefSeq and is a predicted model, not a curated record. Gene Ontology annotation, cellular component: nucleus. The coding region runs from base 1 to 675 and encodes 224 amino acids. Gene Ontology annotation, biological process: regulation of transcription by RNA polymerase II; response to oxidative stress. Lineage: Eukaryota; Metazoa; Chordata; Actinopteri; Salmoniformes; Salmonidae. The transcript is spliced from 6 exons.